Messenger RNA from Trichoderma virens Gv29-8, 1076 nucleotides. RefSeq lists its product as uncharacterized. Bases 1 to 660 code for a protein of 219 amino acids. The transcript is spliced from 3 exons. Lineage: Eukaryota; Fungi; Ascomycota; Sordariomycetes; Hypocreales; Hypocreaceae. The record is from RefSeq and is a predicted model, not a curated record.
AUGUCUCCUAACAGCGAUAAUGCCAUGGCCCGCUUCUUGUUCGCCAUCUUGAAGCAGAAGAACCUCAAAGACAUUGAUUGGAAUCAAGUGGCCGCCGAUCCCGUCCUCAUAGAGCCCAUCACCAACGGCCAUGCCGCCAGAAUGCGUUACUCCCGCUUCCGAGCCACAGUAACUGGCCAUACACCAUCAAAGAGAGGUCGGCCAUCAGAGAAAACAAAGUCGGGCAAGGUGAAGAAGGGCGUUCAGGCAAAGAAGGAAAAGCCCAUCAAGCAAGAGCCGGUCUCAGCAAACAUAUCAUCGUUCGCUCAGUUCUCUCCCGAAUCUCUUGCAUCGCUCACGUCACCUUACAUGGGAGAGUGCGAUGACUUCGACGCUCGCUUCCUUACCCCUUGCAGCGACGACAUGACACAGGGACUGUCCAUCCCUCCCUCUGCUCUCGAAGACAUCCGACAUUCGAGCGGGCUGAUGUUUCCUCCUCUGAGUGGCAGCUCAGACUUUAUGAGCCAUGCUGGCCAUGACCAUACCUCGACAUCUGCCUUUGACGUCGCCUACGACCUGAACUUUGCCUCAGGAGAUCUUCACAGCCAGGGCCUGUCUCACUCUGGCGGCUCCCAACCUCUUGGUGACUGGGAUGACCGAUUGAACGACCAGCAAUACUAAGCUGGUUUUAAUCUUGAGAUGAUACACUACGAAUACGAGAAAGAAAACCUCUAAAAAAAAGACGAGGGAAGCGCAGAGAGCGACGAAAUUUCUUUUAUGACUUGAUGAUACUGGCCACAGUUAGUGGUUAAUUGGUUUGGGCAAAUCGCUUUCAUCUCCAAGGAGAAGAUCGGAUCGGUUGGGAAUUAAGGAAAUCCAAAAUUACUACGGGGGUUCAUAAUAGCAUGUGUAUAAUAGUGAGGACGAGGUGGAUGAGCAUAUCCGUCUCUAUUUUUUCCUGUCUUUUCUCGUUCUCUUUCUAUCUCUUUCUUUCCUUCUUCUUCACUAUCUCCUGCUUUUUACUACUUGCUACCUUUCUUUUUCAGCUAUUUAGAUACCUAUGUUGGUAGCAACCAAGACUGAUUGUUGCAGCGCUG